UGUGUCAAGAAUUAAAUUAAGGAAGUGAUUCAAUUAAAAUGAUAACGAAGAUUCUAACGAUUUUAUGUUUUCUUCAAUUUACAAAUUCGAUACCGGCAAGUCAGCGGAAUAAAUUAAUUUCUCACGCAUUAACCAAAAAUAGACCUGUCAAAAAACCUUUAUAUAUCGAGGAUACGUACUUGAAUUUCACAGAGUUAGCCACAAAAUAUGGAUAUCCGUCAGAACAACAUACUGUGACAACAGAGGAUGGAUAUUUGCUAACUGUUUUCAGAAUACUCCCCAAAUGUCCACUCGCACAACAGUUUCCCGUAAUACUCGGCCAUGGCGUCAUCGACAGUUCAGAUACAUGGAUCUUGACGGGACCAAAGACAGCUCUGGGAUAUAUUUUGUCUAACAAUUGCUACGACGUAUGGGCAGUCAACUACAGAGGAAAUAUAUAUUCUCGCAAGCAUUUACGACUGGAUCCAGAUAAAGAUCGAGCAUAUUGGGAGUUCUCAUUUGAUGAAAAUGGUAAUUAUGAUUUGCCAGCUGUGAUAAACUAUGUGUUAAGUGCUACUAAAAAGUUGAAAGUAUAUUAUGUAGGACAUUCGCAAGGAUCCACCAACUUUUUUGUCAUGGGAUCGUUAAGACCCGACUAUAAUGAAAAAGUACGGCUAUCAGUCCAAUUAGCACCAGUUGCUUGGAUGAAGAAUAUAAAGAGUCCUGUCCCAAAAAUAAUAACGCGACAAUCCAAAGAAAUAAGAACUAUUCUUGAAGAGGUGGGGUUCAAUGAACUUUUCGCUAAACAUCAAAUCACGCAUUUUCUGUCGGAACUUUUAUGUCAAAUAGCCCCCAAUGAAUUGUGUGGUACAAUAUUAGCCUUCUCAACUGGCUACGAGCUAGGAAGCAUAACGUCAUUAAAUUUAGCAAUCGCUGUCGGACAUACAUUCGUUGGUGUUUCCGCAAAAACUCUAGCCCAUUUUGCGCAAUCCAUUGAUUCUGGGCAAUUCCGACGUUAUGAUGAAGGAAAAUUUGAAAAUAUUCGAAAAUAUGGUUCAGCAAAGCCUCCAAGAUAUGACGUAUCUCGCAUUACCUCUCCCAUAGUACUAAUGAGUGCUAAAAAUGAUUGGUUAACACCUGUAGAAGACUUAGAUAUUUUGAUUUCAAGACUGCCAAAUUUAAUUGAAAAUUAUAUUAUACCGGAACCUAGUUGGAGUCACAACAAUCUUGUUUGGGGAGUCAAUGCAACAGAACUGGUAUUCAAGAAAAUUUUAGAUUAUUUCCAAAUAUUCAAUACUUAA
Maniola jurtina (meadow brown) is the source of this 1280-nucleotide messenger RNA. Its product is annotated as lipase 3-like. The transcript has a single exon. Bases 39 to 1280 code for a protein of 413 amino acids. Lineage: Eukaryota; Metazoa; Arthropoda; Insecta; Lepidoptera; Nymphalidae. The record is from RefSeq and is a predicted model, not a curated record. Gene Ontology annotation, molecular function: hydrolase activity, acting on ester bonds. Gene Ontology annotation, biological process: lipid metabolic process.